AUAAACAACAUGUCAAACCCACAAAUUUUACGCUUUUUCAUAGUUUUUGCAGUGGUUCUUGUUAAUCCUGCUUUCUCAUUGGACAAUGGGUUGGCUCUUACACCACCAAUGGGGUGGCUAACAUGGCAAAGAUUCAGAUGCGAAACAGAUUGUGCUAACCAUCCAAAUGAGUGCAUAAAUGAAAGUCUCAUAAAGUCUAUGGCGGACCAAAUGGCUUCUAAAGGAUAUCUGGAAGCAGGCUACGAAUAUAUUAUAGUGGACGAUUGUUGGGCUUCAAAGGAGAGGGAUAUGCAUGGUAGACUUCAGGGCGAUCUAGAAAGAUUUCCAAGUGGAAUGAAAGCUCUAGCAGAUUAUGUUCAUGAAAAAGGUCUUAAGUUUGGUAUAUACGGUGACUAUGGUAAUUUUACAUGUGGUGGCUACCCAGGCAGUUUGCAAUAUUUAGAAACAGAUGCCAUGACAUGGGCUGAUUGGGGUGUUGAUUAUUUGAAACUUGAUGGGUGUUAUGUAGAACUUGAGGGCAUAGAUCAAGGUUAUGGUAUGAUGACAAAAUUCCUUAACCAAACUGGACGCCCCAUUGUUUUUUCUUGCAGCUUUCCUGCAUAUGUAGGCAUUAAAGCAAACUUAUCAGCGGCUGUUGAAUAUUGUAACUUGUGGAGGAAUUAUGGAGAUAUCAGUGACACUUUUGAAGAUGUCAAAGAUAUAGCAGAUUGGUUUGGUGAUAACCAAAAACAAUUGAUGCCAUUUGCUGGACCUGGGCAUUGGAAUGACCCUGAUAUGUUGCUUAUUGGUAAUUUUGGUCUAAGUUUGGAGCAAAGUAAGCACCAAAUGACCAUAUGGGCCAUUUUGGCAGCACCAUUAAUAAUGUCUGUAGAUUUAAGGGCGAUUUCAGAUGAAAGUGCUGAUAUACUGCAACAUCCCAAAUUGAUUAGGAUAAACCAAGAUCCUUUGGGGAUACAGGGUGAAUUAGUAAAAAUAGAUAAUGAAAUCCAUAUUUGGCAAAGGAUAAUUCAAGGAAAUAAUCCUGAUAAUACUUGUAAAGCUUUGGCUUUUGCAAGCUAUAGAACAGAUGGUACCAUCUACCAAUAUAAUUUUAAAGUUUCCGAGUUUUUGAAGUACAAUGGCUCUUUUGUAAUACAGAAUAUUUGGAGAAAGUCUGAAAUGAAAAAAUCGUCCGAUGAAACUAUAACUGCCAGAAUUCCUCCAAGUGGUGUUGAAUUGUUUAUUGUAUGUCCUUUAAAUGAAUAAAUCAGUUAUAUUUAUAAAAAUAUAUUUAUUUCAUAAAAAGAUACAAAUAUUGCAAAUUCAUAUUCAAUAAAAAAUUUGACUAGACAAAAAUUAGCCAAAAAGUACAAUUUACACUAAUAUCACAAAUUAAUCUAGUUUUGACCACAAAAAUUGCAUAAUACUGUAAAACCUAGAUUGUGGCGUAAAUUACGAAAUUACUUAUCCCUAAAUUUUAUCAAUGUCGUUGGGAUACAGUUGUCUUUCACCUUCAUUUAAAAAAAUCAUCAUGGCUUUGUAUAGUAGGUGCAUCCCGAACAUCUUCUUUUGUUUUUGACUCCAGGUUGCCGCGAUUCCGUAAAAAUCUCCGUAUUUCAGAUUUUUGACGUUUUCAAGUUUCAGAGCCAAAAUCAUCGAGGCUUCGCGAGUGUAAGCCUCGACUGGAAUCACGUUGUGAAAAACUUGCAAACAAAUAACCCCGGUGUUAUUUUUCCAUAUAUCGAUGAUAUUUUGUAGCUUUUUAUCGGUAGUCUUAAACUCCUUUUUAUUCCAUAGGGAAACUGCUUCGUAUAGGUGCGAAUAAGGCCUGGACUUCUUUCCUUUGCCGACGUAAAAAAUGGCGGAUAAAAAGGUCUCCCAGAUUUCCUUGGGCUGCAUUAGUUCGGCCCUACACGGUAAAUUAUUCGUUAUUCUAGAAUCCAGGAGUAGGUAAGUGAAGGAUGUUUUGUUGACUCCUUCGCGCCAUUUUCUCGACGGAUCUGGGCAGCUAAAUUGUUUUGAUACGGAUUCUUCUAGGAUUUUAUAAGGCGAUAGGUCGUUUUGCCAUGUGGAGUCUCGCAGGGUUUUUUCUAUUUCAACUGAGUAAACUGAAAAGAAAAAUUGCG
Molecule: messenger RNA, 2105 nt
Organism: Brassicogethes aeneus
Lineage: Eukaryota; Metazoa; Arthropoda; Insecta; Coleoptera; Nitidulidae
Source: the annotation of a GenBank genome assembly